GAGGGAAAGAGUAGAAAGUCUUUUCCAAGAUGGCGACGACCAUAGACAGCAGCAAUGCCGUACAGGCGACAAGCAAAAAGCAUCUCGGAAUCCCCGAAGCAAUAUUUGUGGAGGAUGUCGAGUCGUUUAUGAAGCAGCCAGGCAACGACACCGCAGACGCCGUACUGAGGAAACUGGAUGAACAGUACCAGAAAUACAAAUAUAUGGAGCUCAACUUGGCGCAGAAGAAACAAAGGUUGAAAAGCCAGAUCCCACAGAUCAAGCAGACUCUAGAAAUCCUUCGACACAUGCAGAAGAAGAAGGAAACCACAGACCCGAUGGAGACACACUUCCUAUUGGCUGACAACGUUUACUGCAAGGCGUCAGUCCCGCCCACCGACAAAGUGUGCCUGUGGCUAGGGGCCAAUGUGAUGUUGGAGUAUGACAUCGACGAGGCCCAGUCUCUUCUGGAGAAGAACCUAGCGACCGCAUCGCGCAACCUGGACUCCCUGGAGGAAGACCUGGACUUCCUCAGAGACCAGUUCACCACCACCGAAGUCAACAUGGCACGGGUCUACAACUUUGACGUUAAGAAGAGGAGCAAGGACAACCUCCUUAAAUCAGUCAAGAAGUCUUGAGAGAGGGGGACCCCCCCCACAACAAAUCCCCCCCCCCCCUAGUAACCCGCCCCAACUCCAUGUUCACAUCUCUAGUCUCUACAACAUGUUUGCGACCUAAAUGGCACCCUAUUUCAUAUUUAGUGCACUACAUUUAACCAGGGCUCUGGUCCAAAGCAGUGCACCACAGGAGGUUGGUGGCAUCUUAGUUGGGGAGGGCGGGCUCGUGGUCAUGGCUGGAGCGGAACACGCCGUUCCAGACGUAACUAUGAGCCGUCCUCCCCUCAGCAGCCUCCACUGCAGUGCACUGUAUAGGGAGUAGGAUACCAUUUGGGAUGUGGACCAAACAUUAUUCUAUUGAUUUGUUACUUUUUAAAGUAUUUUUUCAAGUAAAAAAAGACAAAACAAAAGUUACUACGGCAGUUUUUUGUAUUAUUUUAUUACGAUUUAUUAAGCACUAAUAUUUUUUUAUCCCCCCUGCUUAGUCUUUAGGUUGUCACUGUCCUACAUUUCUUCCUUCUCUCGUCGUGUUUUCUUCCAUUAAGUUGUCGAGUACUGCUUCUUCUUCCAAACUCUUACUGACGUUGAUCUUUGCUAUGUACUCGUUUGGGGCCUUGGUUUGCUUUCAGUACACACCCUGCUAUUACAUGACCCAUAAUCCUCGCUGGGCAGGAAAUGGGAGACGAGGAGGAGCAUCUCACCAGUUCAAGUUGACACCUUCCUGUGAUUUAUGAGAAUGUUUAAAUGUGGAGCCCACUCUCUCGUGGGUUCCGUCCCUCACUCCUAGUCCCUCGACUGAUUCUAAAAUGGCACCUUAUUCCUAUAAGUAGUGCACUACCUAGUGAAUAGGGUCCCAUUUUGGAUGUAGCCUCUCCUGCUGCCUGUCUUAUUUUAUUUUCCUCCUGUUUCUCAAUGUAUAUGUCACGUUGUAUUCAUUAGAAUACUUGAGUGAAAAAAAAGAAAUGACAAAUUAAAAAAAUAAUAAUAA
Salvelinus fontinalis (brook trout) is the source of this 1584-nucleotide messenger RNA. RefSeq names its product prefoldin subunit 3-like. The record is from RefSeq and is a predicted model, not a curated record. Gene Ontology annotation, cellular component: prefoldin complex; cytoplasm. The transcript is spliced from 6 exons. NCBI's taxonomy places the organism in Eukaryota, Metazoa, Chordata, Actinopteri, Salmoniformes, Salmonidae. Gene Ontology annotation, biological process: tubulin complex assembly; microtubule-based process; protein folding. Gene Ontology annotation, molecular function: tubulin binding. The coding region runs from base 30 to 617 and encodes 195 amino acids.